Pangasianodon hypophthalmus (striped catfish) is the source of this 3783-nucleotide messenger RNA. RefSeq names its product nucleolar and coiled-body phosphoprotein 1 (gene nolc1). The coding region runs from base 227 to 3112 and encodes 961 amino acids. Gene Ontology annotation, molecular function: protein binding. The transcript is spliced from 14 exons. The record is from RefSeq and is a predicted model, not a curated record. Lineage: Eukaryota; Metazoa; Chordata; Actinopteri; Siluriformes; Pangasiidae. Gene Ontology annotation, cellular component: nucleolus; nucleoplasm.
CUAAAAAUCCUCCAAACUCAAACACGGCUCUGCUGCGAGGUGAACAAAGCUAAUAAACCCGCACUGUGGCUCGAUAUACAGCUACUAAUUUAGGUAAACAGUGAGUAAUGCUGUAUUAGAAGAGCUUCAGGUACAAGAACCCGACCAUGACGUAUUUCUUGUGCGCCAUUUCCCGUCUUCACGUGACCGUCCAAGCGGCUCUGUCGCGCGUAGCAGUGCAGUGAAGAUGGCGGAGGGGAGCUCGGUGCCCAGUGAUCUCUACCAGCACGUUUAUACGUUUCUUCUACAGAACAAGUUCACCAAAGCCGCUAAGGAGUUUAUAAAGCAAGCUAAAGUCAAACCUCAGGACCAAAAUGAAGAAGGACUCCUUGACAUCUUCAGUUUUUGGGUUAAGUCUCAGAAGGCUACAAAAAGGAAAGCGGUCCCCAAAAGUCCUGAGGUUAAUGGGCCACGUGCGAAGAAAGCAAAGCAGGACGUGGAGAGUUCCAGUGAAGAGGACUCGAGCAGUGAUGAGGAGGAUGCAGCACCUGCCCAGAAAACACCUCAAGCUGCGGUGAAGAAGGCAGCGGCUGCGGCACCGGUGAAGAAGGCAGCGGCUGCGGCACCGGUGAAGAAGGCAGAGGAGUCCAGCAGCAGUGAAGACUCCAGUGACUCUGAGGAUGAAGCCACCACUAAAGCCCCUGUAAAGAAGGUCACAGCUGUGAAGCCUGCAGCCUCGUCCCCUGCAGCGGCAGCCAGGAAGAAGGACACCAGCUCCAGCAGUGAGGAGUCUGACUCGGAGGAAGAAUCAGCCAAACCUGCAGCCACAGGAGCCAAGCCUACGACUGUGACCCCUAAAGCCUCGGCCGCUCCUAAAGCCCCAGCUCAGAAGAAGCAGGAGAGCAGCAGCAGUGAGGAAAGCUCAAGUGACUCUGAAGAUGAGGCUCCAGCAAAGGCAGCAGUAAAGGCGCCUGCCCCGGUGAAGGCCCCGGCUCCGGCCAAUGCCAGCAGCAGCAGUGACGACUCCUCAGAUGAGGAGGAGGAGGCUCCACCCACUAAGAAGCCCAAAGCAGGUACAUACAGUGCGGUACCUCCACCUGCAGCUCAGAGUGCCCCUGCCCCUGCAGCUAAACAGGACUCAUCAGACAGCAGUGAAGACAGCAGUGAUGAGGAAGAAAAGAAAGCCCCUGCUCCUACAAAGGCUGUGACUCCCAAACCUGCAGCCAAGAAGGAUGAGUCAAGUUCAGACAGCUCUGAUUCAAGCUCGGAGGAGGAAGCAGAGAAGCCAGCUGCCAAAGCUGCUCCACCUAAAGCAGCUCCUGCUAAGGCCCCAGCAGUUCCAACUAAGACUGCGGCAGCUCCUGCUGACGAGGACGAUGACUCCUCAUCAAGCUCAGAGGAUGACGAUGAAGAGGCAAACAAGCCGGCCACCAAGGCAACACCAGCGAAAGCUGUCCCAGCUGCCAAGGCCACCCCUGCCAAGCAGGAUUCUUCCUCGUCCUCUAGUUCUGAGGAUUCAGAUGAUGAAGCAGAAAAACCACCAACAAAAACUCCUGCAUCAAAGGCUACUCCAGCAAAGGCUACUCCUGCAAAGGCUACUCCUGCAAAGGCUACUCCUGCAAAGGCUACUCCUGCAAAGGCUACUCCUGCUAAGGCUACUCCUGCUAAGGCUACUCCUGCUAAGGCUACUCCAGCUAAAGCCACCCCAGCUAAAGCUGCAGAAGUGUCGUCCUCUUCCAGUUCGGAGGAGUCUGAUGAUGAGGAUGAUAAAGCCAAACCAGCUGCUAAAGCCAAACCAGCUGCUAAAGCCAAACCAGCUGCUAAAGCCGUCCCAGUUAAGACUCCUCCAGCGAAGGCCACACCUGCAAAGAAAGCUGAGUCCUCAAGCUCAGAUUCUGAUAGCUCAGAAGAUGAGGCUCCUGCCAAACCUGCAGCCCAAACAGCAACACCGAAAACCACGCCCAAACCAGUGGCCACACCUAAAACUGCAGUAACACCCAAGACUCCAUCCAAGCCUGCAGAGAGCAGCUCGGACUCGGACAGCUCUUCUGACGAAGAGGAGCCUCCUAAGAAAGCUGCUGCCCCUCCCGCCACUAAACCAGCGCCACCCAAAUCUCAACCAGCCGAGAGCAGCUCGGACUCGGACAGUGACAGCUCCGACUCAGAAGAUGAGACCCCAGCAACUAAAACAGCUAAACCUGCAUCCUCCACAGUGAGCUCCACCCCUACUGCUAAAGCUGCCGCGUCCACAGGGUCUAAAGCCACACCCACAACGUCUAAACCCGCAGCCGAGUCCAGCAGCAGUGGCUCGGACAGCUCCAGUGAGGAGGAUGAGGAGAGUAAAGGGAAACCUGCUGCCUCCUCUAAGCCUGCUGUGACUCCAACAAGCACUAAAAAGGCUGAGAGCAGCAGUUCCGACUCUUCAGACAGCUCGGAUUCAGAGGCUGAAGCUCCCAAAACGACGCCGGCCAAACCUGCCGUGACCAACGGGAAAACAGCGACUCCCAAAACCCCUGCCUCUACAGCGAAGACGCCUGUCUCGAAGGCCGCAGAGUCGUCGUCCUCUAGUGAAGACAGCUCUGAUGAUGAAGAGGAGACAACAAAGGCACCGGUAAAAACUGCACCGGUAAAAACUACACCUGUUGCAAAAAGCACACCAACUGCUAGAGCAAAGCCAAAGCCCGAGAGCAGCUCGUCAGAGAGCUCUUCGUCUGAAGAGGAGGAAGUGAAAACACCCAAGACUCCUACUGCCACUCCAGCAAAUGGCACUGGCGGCAAAAGAAAGAGGACUGAGGAAGACGAGGUGGACGAGGAAGCGUCAAAGAAAACACCCAAAAACAAAAAGCCUGUUAACGUCACACCUCAUUCAUUCCCCAAGGCCAAACAGAAGAAUGGCACUACUCCUUUCCGUAGAAUAAGAGACGAGGAGAUUGAGGUAGACCCGCGUCUGGCAGACAAUUCCUUCACAGCCAAGUUGGGAGCGAGUGGAGAUUGGGGGGAGAAGGCCAACAACGUGCUGAAGUACACCAAAGGCAAGUCCUUCAGACACGAAAAGACGAAAAAGAAGCGUGGCAGCUACAGGGGAGGAGCCAUCUCUACCACCAUCAACUCCAUCAAAUUUGACAGUGACUGAGAGCUGACCCACGAACGCCAAGUUUCCUUCAUCUACCUGGACUAAUUUCUCUGUCUGACACUGGUGUCGUAUUGUAGGAUCUGGCCACCCAGACCACUGCAGUGUGUUAGUGCUGUACUCAGGUCAUUAUUAAUAACGUGCUAGUAAAACCUUGAGCAGAGACACAGCCAUGUCAGUUGCAGUUUCUUUUCUUAGCCACUAGGUGGUGACCUCGUUUUGCUAAUAUGUCUUCUACAUUAUACUUUUAUUUGUACAAUUUUCUCUGUCAGAACUGUAUUGCGUCAGAGGUCUAGUCUCCUGAGUUUGUUUGGAUUUUUUUUUUUUAUUGAGCUAAUGAAGCGGUUAUACUCAAUUUCUCUUUCUGGACAUUAAAUACAUUUCUUUUAUCUCUGUUAGAAUUUGAGAAAUUUGAUAUUGAUGUUGAAUGGUGUGAGGGUUACUGAGCAAAGCUAAUCGGUUCUAUAUUAAUUAUAAUCAGAUUAGAUAUCCCAAGUGUGGUGAUUGUGCCUCAUGUGAAUAAGAAGCCAUUGGUAACAGCACUCACAUUGUUCAUCCUGUUGCAGGUUUAGUUUUUGAUUCUUAUUUAAAUGCUGCAACAGCUGUACUGGUUUCAUCCCAUUUGUUCAUGUAUUCAUGAGACUGUUUGUAAUUAAAACCUGACUGAAUCUUAA